This is a messenger RNA of Cherax quadricarinatus, 591 nucleotides long. The record is from RefSeq and is a predicted model, not a curated record. Lineage: Eukaryota; Metazoa; Arthropoda; Malacostraca; Decapoda; Parastacidae.
CUUUCCUGAUUUUUGAUGGCGGGUGGAAAGUGUUGUGUUGAGGAGCUCUUGAUUCAACUUACUGGAGCAAGUCUGCAUUAAACACUAUUACUGUUAUUGUCCAGUAUUACUACAGUAACAUCUCUGGUUAUCAUCACAAUGAGUGAAAUUUAUCGUCAGUCCAAAAUUGGUAAAGCUCUGUUAGAAAGUCUGGAGGAGAUGAUGGAGAACAAGCAGCUGAAAGUUCAUUGUGCUGAGAAAGUCAAGAUAUUCUUCGACCAGAAGAUGACCAACAUAUUCAGAGACUUGCCCUAUGGUGAAGAGGAAGGUUUCAUUGAACAUCUGAAGUUCAAGGAGGACGAGGUAUCCGUCGGUUUGUCCCGGUUUAGAAGUCGUGACUCCAUAAAGCCUUCACUAUCCUCGGGACAGGAACAACGAGGUAAACAUGUGCUCACACACUCUGGGAAUGGCAGUUAAUAUCGCUUCAAUGAUUCCUUAACUUAGUGUUAUUAUCACUGAUUACAGUACGGUUUACAAGACGGUUUAAUGUCUCAUAAUUAUUAUACACAUUGGAGGCCACUCCAUUAAGAUUUGAGACCGAUGAGUGAUGAU